Colletotrichum navitas is the source of this 1658-nucleotide messenger RNA. RefSeq lists its product as uncharacterized. The record is from RefSeq and is a predicted model, not a curated record. The coding region runs from base 259 to 1515 and encodes 418 amino acids. Lineage: Eukaryota; Fungi; Ascomycota; Sordariomycetes; Glomerellales; Glomerellaceae. The transcript is spliced from 2 exons.
UCACAAAGUCCUUUACCAAGUUGCUGGGACUGUCAAACAUUCCACAGUCGUGAUUGGUCGUGAUUGGUUGCAUACAGUUCUCCUCAAGGCGCGAGUAGGUAUCCGAGGCACCAGGACUUGAUGAAGCAACCACUCGUUUAUAUCAGGCCUGGCCUCCCUCAUACCUCGACUCUUCGUUGAGACACCCUUGAAUCGCCCUGUUUUACGUUUUGUUUUGUUUUUUUAGUUGGAAGCGAGCGCAGUCCGCACAACCCGAAAAUGGCUCGGUCAGACUUUAUGCAAAGAGACUCGCAGAUAUUCACGAAGCAUCUGAGGCGGACACUCUCAGCGCGCAAGACGCAGCAAGACGGAAAUUCGAGUAGCAGGAGACGGUAUUCGAAGAGUUGGUUCUCGUCCUCAAGGAACCCUCUGUUCUCUAAGAAGUAUAAGGGUACGGUUGGUAGCGAAGCGAUCCCCGAAGACUUGAAAGAUGAUACCCCCACGCAACCGCUGCAUCAGUUUCACUACUUCUCGCAACUACCCCCCGAGAUCCGCGAGCAGAUCUAUCGGGAGUUCUGGGCAGUCGCUGGCGUUAAAAGACAUAUGUUCCUCCACAAGCACAAGAUCACUUACUCUCCGUGUAUCACGGAUCAUACGGCGCCGGAUGAGAGGCAGAUUGGGGUGGCCAAGGCUUUCGAGGAAUCCGGCAGCGACGCGGAGGUGCAGCUGCAUCCGGAGUGGUACAACAGGAUGACUUCGAAAUGGUGCAAUCACUGGAGAUGCGAGAGGUUGUGGGAAGACGUGCGAGACGGCAGGAAGAUUGACGAGCAUAAGACGCAGUCUUACAUGUCUCUCCUUCUCUCUUGCAAAUGGAUAUACCAGGAAUGUCAUUCGACCCUCAAGGAGUACAAUACCCUCACAAUCACAGACGGAAAAACCCUUCAGCGCAUCUUCCAGGCUCCGCCGACUGCCUACCUGCAUGAGGCGACGUACAUCAACAUCUCGCUCCGCGAAGACAGCGGCAGCUGGCUUUACCUCAACGGCGGGUCCUUAUGGCACAUACUCUCGGAGCGCUGCUGCAAGAUGAUACGCACCUAUCUCUGGCUCGACGCCGAAUGCCCCGUCACGCGCCGGCUGCUGACCGAGUACCGCGAGCUGUUCAGAGAGGUGCCGUCCGCCAUGGCGCGGCGGCUGACGAUCGACCUGCCCUGCGACGCGCACGACGGCUUCUGGGCGUGGGACGAGGUCGAGAUGGAGAAAAAGCAGGGCAGUGCCAGCGGUUACCCUGACCAUGGGACGGAGUGGCUGACACCGCUGGUGCCCGAGUUCGCGGUCGUCGCGCGGGGGCGGCAGAGGUUCAACGAGACGUCCGGAGGGUACGUGAGCAGCGCAGACCAGGGGCGGCCGAAGCGGAGGGUCCUGCGGGCGAGUAACCCGUUUGAGGACGUUUUGCUGUACGGGAGGGAGUUUCUGGAAACUGCGCACGCCUGGAGGGGAGAGGAUAUGAAGAAACCGAUCAACGCGAUUACGACGUGACCUUUUUCAAGCGAGGGAGAGCCAUUGCCGGGACAUUUUGGUGUUUGUGGCGCUGCAUCAGCUCAAUGACGGAAUCUAUGAGGACAGGACGAGGCUCGACGCCGGCCACUAGACGAUGCGCGUGCGCGCGGGAGGCCUUCUCG